Molecule: messenger RNA, 936 nt
Organism: Penicillium angulare
Lineage: Eukaryota; Fungi; Ascomycota; Eurotiomycetes; Eurotiales; Aspergillaceae
Exons: 1
Coding region: 1-936 (311 amino acids)
Source: RefSeq, a predicted model, not a curated record
AUGCGUUCCACCAUUUUGUUAGCCUUGGCAGCCUCAUCCGCCCUUGCAGUGCAAGUCACCACAGUAUUCAAUUUCACCAGUGCCAUCGAUAUUGAGAACAGUGAGCUGCGCACUAAUGGCCACCUUCUACUUACUACUUUUGAAGAGGGUCAACUUUAUACCCUUGACCUCAAUGCGGAAGAUCCACAGGCCGAGUUAGUGGCUGCCCUCCCUGGCGCAACUGCUCUUUGCGGCAUCACGACUAUUGCCGAGGACAAGUAUGCUGUUAUUGGUGGUGUCAGGGGUAGUUAUCACUAUUACAACGAGACUAUCUACACUGUGGAUUUCAGCAAGGAUUCCGCCAAUCCGGUCAUCCUGAAAGCCGCUCACCUCCCCGACGCCAUCAUGUCAAAUGGUAUGGCGGCACUCCCGAAGCUUCCCCAUGUUGUCUUGGCCGGCGACGCUCGCCGGGGUCUUAUCUUCCGCAUCGACACCACAACUGGUGCUUACAAGGUCGCUUUCAAGGACGAGCUAUUGAAUGCCCCAUCGAACGCCUCAAUCCCAAUCGGUGUGAACGGGCUCAAGGUUGUCGGAAACAAUGUAUACUUCACCAACAGCGCUCGCAACAUUUACGCCAAGAUCCUCAUUAGCGAUGAUGCCGAAACCUUUGGGGAUGUGAAAAUCAUUAACACCCUGGACUCCACGACUGACGACUUCGACGACUUCAUCGUCGACUCGAAUGGGGUUGCAUACGUCUCUCAGCCUACCAAUAAGAUUGCGCAGAUCCAGCCGGACGGAUCCCGUAAGGUUUAUGUUGGUGGUGAUGGUAGCAAGAUCUCCAGUCCUACGUCUGUUCAGAUUGCAAGCGACGGAUAUGCCUAUAUGACAUCUGGUGCCGGUUCGGUGGUCAAGUUCAAGCUGCCCCCUGGCACCACUCUCGCCAGUGGCGAGGUUUAA